Mercenaria mercenaria is the source of this 1513-nucleotide messenger RNA. RefSeq names its product protein phosphatase 1 regulatory subunit 12A-like. NCBI's taxonomy places the organism in Eukaryota, Metazoa, Mollusca, Bivalvia, Venerida, Veneridae. The record is from RefSeq and is a predicted model, not a curated record. Gene Ontology annotation, molecular function: enzyme inhibitor activity; phosphatase regulator activity; protein binding. The coding region runs from base 481 to 1254 and encodes 257 amino acids. The transcript is spliced from 3 exons. Gene Ontology annotation, cellular component: cytoplasm.
ACAUAAAAACAUAGUAUAUUAACCCUUAGCCUGCUGGCGGCAAGUGAUUCUGCCUUUGCGACCAGUGCAGACCAAGAUCAGCCUGCACAUCCGUGCAGUCUGAUCAUGGUCUGCACUGUUCGCUAUUCAGUCAGUAAUUUUUCAGUGAACACCCCUUUGAAUAAUAAGUGGUAUGGCCCAAAUUGAAUGAUGGACUGGUCCAUUUUAGAUAUUUAGCAGGGUAAGGGUUAAAGAGGAAAUCUAAGUAUCUAGCUUCAAAUACGCAGUCUGUUUCACAAUAUUGCACAUACAAUUGGAAAACUGUGUAUUUCAAGAAGGAAAGGUAUUCUGAACGGAAUAAAUGUGUUCACUAGUAAAACGGAUUCUGAGGUUCUGCCUUCAUAUGGAUAUUUCGUGCAUCUCUGUACAAAUGAAGCAAGAUGAAGACUAAAGACAUCAUGGAAUAGCUGAUAAGCUGUAAAUCAACAAGCGGACAUCAAGAUGCAAGCAAUUGCUGUGGUGAAAAACAAUGAGGAGGCGCAAGAAGAAACAAAUAACAGCGACGAAGAGGAAGUUUUUCCAAAAAUGACGUCAUCUAACAGCGCAAAGCGAAUUUCGUUUCCAGUUGACUCCAUUUUAAAUGCUGUGAUUCAAGAUGGCGAUGUUAUGGAAUUAUUACAUAUAUUGCGCUAUCGAAGUUCGGAAUUUGAUCUCAAUCAAAGGAAUCAUACGGGAUUAACAGCUUUGCAUUACGCUGUACUGACGAAUAAUCUAGAUUCAGUGAAGCUGUUGCUAAAUCAUGGCGCUAAUGUCAGUUCUCAGGACGAAUACGGGUUCUCUCCCUUGCAUACAGCGGCAGCGCUAGGAUUUCUACAGGUUACGACAUUGCUCAUCAUCCAUGGUGCGGAUGUGUUUUCAUUAACAAAUCAUUCGGAGCUGCCCAUAGAUCUAGCCAAAGACAUAUCAGUGAUAAGAAUUCUUUCGAGUGAAAUGUGUCUAAAACUGCAUUCAGAGCAGUAUGUUAAAUCAUUGAUAUUUCUUUCUGUGAGAAAAAUAUAUGCCAUGUUUUGUAAUUUUAUUAUUCAUAUUUUCAAAGGAAUUAUUUUUAUCGUGACAUUCGUUUAUCAAAAGUGUUGUGAAUUAAGAACUAGAUCUGCUAGCCAGUCUACGCUCAUAAUACCUCGUGAUGAUACCAAAUGUAAUCCAAGUGCAAAAAGUAGUAAAUUAGAUAUACAAGAGAAUGUUCAUGAAUGUGGCAGCAAAAAGUGUAACUGAUUAAAACAAAGACAUAAAACUACAUAUCAGCCGUUUUAUACUCUGUCUGUUUGUUAAACGGGAGAUAAAUAUUGAUUGCCAGACAAAAUCUUAAACAGAGGAACAUUAUUUUAUAACUUUCAUUGGUGGACAUUUAGUUAUUAUAUGGUAGUAUAUUUUUCAGUUUUCAGAUGUUGUCAACAAAAGGAAUGAUCCGAGUAUAAAACAGUUAAUGAAAAUGUCAUUGUAUUUCGCUAUAUAUAUGCCUGUUCAGACUACA